AUGGCAUUGGAAACAGAAGAUGAAGUUCAAUACACAACAAAAAGGCUUUUUCUCAGCUACAAGGGUGACAUCCUUGAUUACAUGGCAGGAUUGGAUUUUUCAUGUAACAAGCUUACAUGUGAAAUCCCACAAGAAUUGGGAUUCUUAACCCAACUUCGUGCUUUAAACCUGUCUCACAAUAACCUGACCGGACCUAUUCCUGUGAGCUUCUCAAAUCUUGCAAAAAUAGAAAGCUUGGACCUUUCUUCAAAUGGUUUGACCGGAAAUGUUCCAUCACAACUCAUUAAACUUACUUCUCUAUCUACUUUCAAUGUUUCUCAUAACAAUCUCUCAGGCAGACUCCUAGAAAUGCAAGCACAAUUUGGUACCUUCACAGAGGCAAGCUAUGAAGGGAAUCCACUUCUUUGUGGACCCCUACUCGUGAAGAAAUGCACGACUACUAAUUCACAGGUGACCAAUCCAUCAGAUGAAGAAGAAGACAAUGAGAAAUGGUAUGAUAUCGAUAUGGCAUGCUUCUACGAAAGUUCUAGUUCCACAUGUUUUGUGUUGUUAUUGGGAUUUGUUGCAAUUCUUUACACCAAUCCUUGGUGGCGUAGAAGGUGGCUAGACUGGGUUGAAGAUUAUAUGUUUACAUGUUAUUACUUUCUUUAUGUUCUAGUGAGGAAGCCUUCUCCGACCAUCCAUAAGUAG
Molecule: messenger RNA, 690 nt
Organism: Lactuca virosa
Lineage: Eukaryota; Viridiplantae; Streptophyta; Magnoliopsida; Asterales; Asteraceae
Source: the annotation of a GenBank genome assembly